Magnolia sinica is the source of this 982-nucleotide messenger RNA. RefSeq lists its product as uncharacterized. The transcript has 3 exons. The coding region runs from base 45 to 572 and encodes 175 amino acids. NCBI's taxonomy places the organism in Eukaryota, Viridiplantae, Streptophyta, Magnoliopsida, Magnoliales, Magnoliaceae. Gene Ontology annotation, molecular function: fatty acyl-CoA hydrolase activity. The record is from RefSeq and is a predicted model, not a curated record.
UCUCUCUUCUUUCACUAACAUAACAAGGCCCAGGCCACCGAGAAAUGGCGAAACUCCCCUCGGACGGAGAAUCUGCAUCUCCUCCUCCAAGCAAGCAGCAGAUGCAGGCACUGGUUUCUACUACAGCGACUUUCUUGCAGACGCUGGGGCUCGAUGAGGACAUUCCUGAAGAUACCAACAAGAAGGGUGCAUACGAUAAAAUGAUGGUCCGAGGUCUACUGAAGGUGGAUCGUAUCGAACGCGGCCGAAUUACCUGUGUUUUCACUGUCAAGCCCUCACUCACGAACCCAUACAAUACGCUGCACGGAGGGGUAGUGGCAGCUUUAACAGAAGCUAUGGGGUUGGCAUGCGCGGGAAGCGUUGCUGGUGACAAGGACUUCUUUCUGGGAGAACUGGCCAUGUCCUAUCUGUCCGCGGCCCGAGUAAACGAGGAAGUAGAAGUGGACGGAUGCAUCGUAAGGCAUGGAAGAAAAGUGAUUGUAACAUCCAUAGAAUUUAGGAUGAAACAGAGCAGGAAGCUGGUGUAUGGAGGCCGUGCUACCUUCUACAUGAUGCCUGUGGCCAACCUGUGAAAACCACAUUGUGCAAGUUUGUAGCUUAUCUCGUUCAUUGGAAUAAAUCAAAACCAUCAUUGGCGUUCCAAAAGACUCGAUUCAAAACACGGCUGAGUCAACUCGACUCGGUAAGAUUCCAACUGAGACACCCAGUACUGGGAAUGACUCGGCUCUGGACACUGAGCCUUGAAUCGAGUCACCCACCUUAUGAGAGUGAGAUUUGAAACCCAUCUUAACCAUGCACCAUCAAUUUCAAGCCCUGAAAUCCGAUUACUGAGUUAGCACCCUUAGACCUAAUUCUUAGACCUGAAAUUGGAGUUGCAACUCGUACACUGUGUACAUAAUUUCAUCAAUUGAAUGGUUUAUUCAGGAGCAAAUAUUAUAUCCAUUCUUAGUUCCAUUCAAAUUCAAUUAUCAUCAUCCAUAUA